Messenger RNA from Durotheca rogersii, 974 nucleotides. RefSeq lists its product as uncharacterized. NCBI's taxonomy places the organism in Eukaryota, Fungi, Ascomycota, Sordariomycetes, Xylariales, Xylariaceae. The coding region runs from base 163 to 672 and encodes 169 amino acids. The transcript has a single exon. The record is from RefSeq and is a predicted model, not a curated record.
CCAUCGACUCCGCCGGUGUUGCAUGUAUGCUGCCAUGGAUGGCACCGUCCACCCUCAGGUACGGGUAUUGGUUGCUGGGCGUGUGCUGAGGGCCCCCUGUAGUUGCGCGGUCUGGGGUGCCGGAAUAGACUAAUAAGAGCAAAACCCGGAUUUCAGGGUAGCAUGACUAUCCACCGGGCUGCAUCUCUCACCAAGGCGCCCUUCCAUUCAACCACCAUCCUUCCCUCUCACCCUUCUUGGCACAGCACCACGGCUCCUUUUUUUCUCUCUUUCUUCCUUGUACGCCUUUACACACAGUCCUGGCCGGCCGUGUCUCGAGCGGCUGGCUGUCCGGAGGAUGAAGACAAAAAAAAGAAAAAAAAAAGAGGGAAACCAGGCCAAGCCGUCACCCAUCACUUUGACGAACCACUCGCACAUAAUAUUACCGUAAGAGUAGUUUCCUCCGGCCGGCGACGUGUAGCCCAGGAUUCGCUCGCACACCUCGCAGAAGUUCGUACCCUGCGAUAUUUUCCUAACCGAUUUUUAGGAGCGAGGGAGGGGAUCGAGACGGGGAGAGAGGCGGAGGGCGUGUGGGCGGAAACCCGCCAACUUUUAAUAUGCUUCCACAUCCCAUCCCGCCCAUCCUCCCGUACAUACACAUACGCAUACAUAUACGGGUAUGUAUGUAGGUAAGUAGAACCAGGUAUGUGUGUAUGUACCUGACACCGUCCACAUAUGGUACCGCAUGCUAAGGGGAGAGGGGGAGCGAGCGAGAGAGAGAGAGAUGGGGCGAGAGGGAGAGAGACAUUCGACGCUAUCGGCAUCGCAGAGUGCGCACGGAAUAUGCAGGUGGGCAAGCACUUAUAUUAUCAGGCGACUAACAAGUCAAUCAAUUUUCAUAUCAGGCCUUCCAAUACGGUGCAUAUAGACGAGACAAGGCGGCACCUGCAUCAUGCACUCGACCGUCUAGGUAUUCCAGAAUCUGGGAUUGUGUC